AUGGAGUCAUUUACAGAGAAAAUGUUUGAUUUUCAAAGAAGAGCAACACAAGCAGUACUUCAAAAGAUGGGAGCAUCAGAAACAACAAUUGAUGAACAAUUUGAAAAUACUCAUACAAAUUUUAAAAGAUUAGGUGAAUUUUUAACACAUUUAGAGGAAUCAACACAAUCAUCAUUAACUCAAAUGGAAAAGAUGUGUUUUGCAAAUAAUCAAUUAGCAUCAUCUUUAUGUAAUUUCGUAUUAUCAGAGUUAUCAAAUGAUGACACUGAAUUCUCUACAGGUUUAUUAUCGAAAUUCUUUUUAAAAACUUCAACCAAUCCAAACCUAUCUCAAAUGGAAAACACUAAAGAGUUUGAAUUGAGACAAUCAAAAUUUCAAGAAUCAGUUCAAAGAUUAUACGAUAGUUUCGGUACAAUGGGUCAUGAAAAUAUGGCCUCUACUCAAGAUGAAAUCAAUCAUAAAAUCGUACGUCCAAUUAAAAGAGAUCAAGAUUAUAAUAAAGUAACUAAACAAUUAAUAGAAAAAAGAAAAAAAUUAAAUUUAGAUUAUGAUUCAAUUAAAAGAUCAAAUGAUAAUGAAAAAAUUAAAUUAGUUAAAGAAGAAUUUGAUAUAUUAUCAAAGAAAACAGCAUCACAUCUUCAAAAUAGGUCAUAUGUAAGAUGUAAAUUAAUAGUUCAUAGUGUAAUCACUAUGGUACAACAAUUUUGUAUGUUUUUCGAAUCAAACUCUGUACUUUUAGAAGGAUUAUUAACAUUUAUAGAACCACUCAUUCAAACUUAUCAAUUAAAUACCGAGCAAUUAACUGAUAUCUAUACAAUUAAAAAAACAACAACCCCCACCACCACCACCACUACUACCUCUUCACCUUCAUCUUCUUCACCUAGACAACAACCAUUUAAUGGCAGUAAUAACAAUGGUAAUACUCCAACUGGAAAACCGAUACCAUCUUCACCACCUCCAACUUAUAAAGAGCAUUUAGAUAAUAAUAAUAGUAAUAAUAGUAAUCAUCAACAACAACAACAACAACAUCAACAACAACAAAACCAACAAAGAAAUAAUAACAAUAAUAAUAAUAAUAAAAAUAAUAAUAUGAAUGAAAGUCAUCAAAAUUUAAAUGAAGAAUUUACACAAAAGGCAUCAUUUCAAGGAUCACCAUCAGAUUCAAAUAGUAGUACAAGUAGUAAUAAUUAUUCACCUCAACAACAACAACAACAACAACAACAACAACAACAACAACAACAACAACAACAACAACAACAACAACCACCACCACCAAAGGAAGAGAAAUUAUUUAGCGUUUGGGAUGAUGAUUUAAAUGGUAAAUCUAAUGAUGAUAAUAAUACGGCAAGCAAUAGUAAUAGUAAGAGUAAAAGCAAUGAUGAUGAUGAUUGGAUGUAUAAUAAUAAUAGUAGCGACAAUAAACCAAAUUUGAGUAGGUCCGAUACAACUUGGGAAGAUCCUUUAGUACCAGAAAACAGCUCCUAUUCAAAACCAGCAUAUUCUUCAUUUAAUAAUACUCCACAACAACCGCAAUACUUUAAUACACAACCUCAACAACAACAACAACAACAAUUUAAUAGACAGCCACAUCAACAACAACAACAACAACAACAACAACAGCAACAACCUUUUAACAGACAGCCAUCUCAACCAUACCAACCACCUCCACAACAACAACAACAACAACAACAACAACAACAACAACAACAAAAAAAAUCAAGCGGAUUUGAAAAUAUAUUUGGUGAUUUUGAUUUUACCUCUCCUUCACAACAAAGACAGAACCCACAACCGCCUCAACAACAAAGUAAUUAUUUUAAUAAUGGUAUGCCACCACAAUCAUCAGUUUCUCAACAUGUUGAUAAUCACCAACAUGAAAGAUCAAAUGUUGAACCUAUAGUAUCAGAGAAAAUAAAAAUGUGGGGUGAAAAGGGUGGUAGAAAGAAUAAUUUAAGAGUUUUAUUAUCGACACUUCAUGAGGUUUUAUGGAUAGAAAGUGGUUGGGAAAAAGUAACCUAUGGUUCAUUGGUUACUCCAAUUCAAGUUAAAAAGGUUUAUCGUAAGGCAAUCAUCGUUGUCCAUCCUGAUAAAGUUCAUAAUGGUACAAUGGAACAAAAAAUGAUUGCUCAAAGAAUUUUCGAAACUCUUAGAGACCAAUUUGAAGUUUUUAAAGUUGAUUUAGAACCAUCAAAUUAA
This is a messenger RNA of Dictyostelium discoideum AX4, 2193 nucleotides long. RefSeq names its product DNAJ heat shock N-terminal domain-containing protein. The record is from RefSeq and is a predicted model, not a curated record. The coding region runs from base 1 to 2193 and encodes 730 amino acids. The transcript has 2 exons. NCBI's taxonomy places the organism in Eukaryota, Evosea, Eumycetozoa, Dictyosteliales, Dictyosteliaceae.